Messenger RNA from Naumovozyma castellii, 219 nucleotides. RefSeq names its product Mra1p (gene MRA1). Bases 1 to 219 code for a protein of 72 amino acids. NCBI's taxonomy places the organism in Eukaryota, Fungi, Ascomycota, Saccharomycetes, Saccharomycetales, Saccharomycetaceae. The record is from RefSeq and is a predicted model, not a curated record. The transcript is spliced from 2 exons.
AUGAGACCAAAUCAAUUAUUAUUGAAUGCAGCAAGAAAAACAAGUGGUAGUAAAAUCCCAGUGGAGUUAACACCAUUAUUUAUGGCAUGUUCAGUCGCAUUAAUCUCUGCAAGUUUUUUCACUUAUAGGAAACUUACAACUGAUGAUUCUCUACGUCUAACAAAGAAUCCAGAUCAAUCCAGUUUGGAAGAAGUUUUGGCAGAAAGUGAUCCAAAAUAA